Mugil cephalus (flathead mullet) is the source of this 2490-nucleotide messenger RNA. It is a transcript of the gene fezf2, whose product is annotated as FEZ family zinc finger 2. The record is from RefSeq and is a predicted model, not a curated record. Gene Ontology annotation, cellular component: nucleus. The coding region runs from base 745 to 2022 and encodes 425 amino acids. The transcript has 4 exons. Lineage: Eukaryota; Metazoa; Chordata; Actinopteri; Mugiliformes; Mugilidae.
GUGUUGUUAACCAAAUUAAAGCGGGCGACCCAAUCAGAUCCUGCAGCGCGUGUUCCCGAUGAAACCCGGUGAUGAUUAGGAGAUGUUGGCCAUUCUUCCGAGGGAAAUGCUUUCAUAUCUAUGUCACCGAUGACAUAUGGAAGACGAUCGCCCUUGCCAACCCCUAUAAAGAUUUUUCUCCCUGAGUGGGUGCGGGUUGUCGAGGGCGUCUCCGUGUCACUCAGUUAAGAGUUGGGGUGUCCGCUGAUGUCAGGAGACGCUGAUCCGCCGCUGAGGAGGAGCGAGAGCUGCCAACAUGUGACAGGGAGCAGUCGACUGGUUUCUGCACUCCCGUCUGGCCAUUAAAGAAGAAAACUCCGACGCAGGCUCAACUUUGCGCUCAUGCGUUCUCCGGGAACUCCGCAUACAACGUGUUUUUUCUUUUUUUUUUCCUCCGCUCCCCUCUUCUCCGUCUUCUUCCUAACGAGCUCUGUAAUGUCCUGUUAAUUUUGUGUGCACUAGUUAAUGAGCAUUAAUCCAUCACCCCUGGAUGCUAUUGUUGCUUGGGGGAUGGCCAUUUGAAUGCAAAUGCAUGACACUGUGACAGCAAGGUGCUUAUUAAACUGAUGUGUCCUCCUGUCUUUUCUGCUGGGAGCUCAGUAGAGUGAAAAGACGCGGGGCAGCUGGAGAGGCGGCUCGGACUAUACCGGGAGUUGCUCACCCCAAGUUCUGCGCGGCUGCAAACAAAAACAAAACGACAACAAAAUGGCAAGUUCUGCCUCUUUGGAGACGGUGAUGUCCUGUGCCAGGACCGGACCGUCCGCGCCUCCAAAAACCCUGGCCUUUUCCAUAGACCGGAUCAUGUCCAAAAACUCCGAGCCGAAGGGGAGCGCGGAGGAGCGGUCGGAAGGGAAGAAGCUGCUGGGGCUCUGCUCCCCGAUACCAUGCAUGAUCCCGCUGCAGCCCUUCAGCUACGACCUCCAAACCAAGGCGCUGAUGAACUACUCGGAGCUCUGGAGAGCCAGCUUCAGGGGGACUUUUUGCGGCUCUGCGGCCGCUCAGUGCCAAGGGAACUGCGGCAUGUGCGGGAAAGUGGACCCGGGCUUGAAGCAGCCGCUGUUGACGUCGGGGAGCAGGGUGGUGAAACCGCAAGUCAUCCACCAGACAGUCGCCGUGCCAAGUGGCGGCUCGCUCUACUAUCUCAACUACCUGGACUCCGCGUACCAGCAGUCGGAGCUGUUAGCCGGACACUGGUUCUCCAGCCCGCAGGCCCAGGCCUCUCUGUCGGCGCACCACAGACUCUUACUUUUGGAGAACGCCAAGCUGGCCAAGGUUGGCGCGGACAAGCUGCCCACGCCCCAAUAUCCGCACAAGGAGCACCUACCGGGGCAGCUGGACCAGAUAGUCAAAGAAAACCACGGCCUGAGCAGCGAGAAGAACGGCGUGAAGACGCACAGCAAACUCAGCGGCGGCGCCAGCGCCGACGGAAAACCCAAAAACUUCACCUGUGAAGUGUGUGGCAAGGUGUUUAACGCACAUUACAAUCUGACCAGACACAUGCCGGUGCACACCGGGGCCCGGCCCUUCGUGUGCAAGGUGUGCGGGAAGGGAUUCCGUCAGGCCAGCACGCUGUGCAGGCACAAGAUUAUCCACACACAGGAAAAACCUCAUAAAUGCAACCAGUGUGGGAAAGCGUUCAACAGAAGCUCCACGCUCAACACUCACGUACGGAUCCACGCCGGCUACAAACCUUUUGUCUGCGAGUUCUGCGGGAAAGGAUUCCAUCAAAAAGGAAACUACAAGAACCAUAAGCUGACGCACAGCGGGGAGAAGCAGUACAAGUGCUCCAUCUGCAACAAGGCCUUCCACCAGAUCUACAACUUGACGUUCCACAUGCACACGCACAACGACAAGAAGCCCUUCACCUGCGCCACCUGCGGCAAAGGCUUCUGUCGAAACUUCGACCUGAAGAAACACAUCAGGAAGCUGCACGACAGCGUCUUCUCCGCGGCGUCAGAGGCCUCCAGAGAGCCGCAGAGCUGAGCGCGUCCGGACUCUAAAGACACGGAGCGGUACGGAGCGGAACGGGACGCGCGAUCUGUGGCCAAACUCCAGCUGUUUGGAGACAAGAUCGGGGACAUCCUGGAAGAAGAGCUGUGGUAAAAAAAAAACAUUGCCCCAGCAGGAGGAAAAAAAAAAGAACAAAACCAGAACAACAUCAACGUUAUAGAUUCUUUCUUCUUUUUUUUUUCUUUUUUUUUUUGGCUUUUGUUUCGUCUCCAGACUGCGUUUUCUUUUUUCAAGCGGAGACCUGACUCCACUGUAAAUAAUAGGUUAUGGAAAAUUAAAAGUUAUUUAAGAUGCCUGGACAGCGCAUUGCCAUGUUAUGUAUUACACGGGAAAUCUGUUAAUGUGAAUAAAUAAGUUAUAACUUAUGACGAGAAGUGAAUGUUUGAGCUAUGUUGUUUCGACUUUUUUUUUUUUUGAAUGGAUUUGAAAAUAAAAAUGAAU